Symbiodinium necroappetens is the source of this 783-nucleotide messenger RNA. Lineage: Eukaryota; Dinophyceae; Suessiales; Symbiodiniaceae. The record is from the annotation of a GenBank genome assembly.
GCGGAGCUCCACAACAUCAACCGUGUGAGUUUUGUGCCAAGCAGGACUGAGAUCGAAGAGCUCCUGGAUCAGAGUCUUCAAGCUGAAGAGCAGCGCGAAGAAGGCAAUCCGGGGCUGUUGCUCUCAAAGCUCUACAAGAUCAAAGCCUUGUGCCCCGAGUCUCUGAAUCCGGACGACACGAUUCUGGCCAAGUUGGGCCGUGGCUCAAGCCGAGGGGGCAUCGGCGCAGGCGGAAGCAUCGGAGAUCCUGGCAUGCUAACCUUCCUCAACGACACCAAAAUGCCUCUGGGCUCGUCCUCCAACGGCCCCAAUGCCGUGCUGACGAACUGCACCUCCGGAGUGUAUGGGACGAUGGAGAGGCCCAGGAUCAACCUAUUCUAUGAGAGCGAGGAGAAGGUGCAGGCGCUCCUCGUGGAUUUCAUGUCCCUGCGCACGGCGAACGAGGCCUCGCUCUUCAAGAUGUACGUGGCGAAGCUCCAGGAGUUCACCCAUGGGGGCAAGAACGCCUUCAAGCUCGAUCCUGCCAAAGAGGAGCUGUUGGAUCAGGAGCUGCAGACGGACUAUGCCAACACGGUCAGCAUGUUUACGAAAGUCGCAUCUGCCCUCGGGGAAAGUGGGUCCAUCGAAGACUACGGGCUGAAGGUCAACUCCUACUGCCAGACCUGGCUGCGCAACGGUGCCGGCGGGGGAGGCGAAGUGGGGAACGCGCAGUUCAGUGUCAUGAGCCCGCAUUUUCAGACGCGCUUCUUCGUGACGUCUGCGAAGAAGCUGAAUGCUGCCAAG